Culex quinquefasciatus (southern house mosquito) is the source of this 3513-nucleotide messenger RNA. RefSeq lists its product as uncharacterized. The coding region runs from base 1 to 3513 and encodes 1170 amino acids. Lineage: Eukaryota; Metazoa; Arthropoda; Insecta; Diptera; Culicidae. The record is from RefSeq and is a predicted model, not a curated record. The transcript is spliced from 4 exons.
AUGUUACCGGGGGCGACGUCAUCGCUGCGGCUGUGCAUCGGCCGGCGGAGAGCUCACAGUCAUUUGCCCUGCGUCACCAUGCCGAAGAAGGUGUCGUACAAGCUGAAGAUUCGCAACACCAUCCUUGCGUCUCUCAACCGCGCCGACAAGUUCCUGCAGAACUUUGUGCUGGAAAAGCACGCCGAUCAGGUGCAGUCGCGGCUCGAUGCGGUCAACCAGGCCUGGGCGGAGUUCGAGGCGCUCCAGCUUGAGAUCGAGACCAUCGAGGAGGAGGACCUCAAGGAAGAGGAUGAUGCCACAGCCAUGGAGGAGGAACAUGAGCGAGUCCGAGAGCAGUUCGAGGGGUUGUACCACAAGUCCCUCAUCCACGAAAAUGUUGAUUUGACCGCGAUUCAGAAGUUCCACUACUUGCGAGACUGUCUUAUCGGUGAGGCCAAGAAGAUGAUCAACUCGAGUGAGUUCAGCGCGAAGAGCUACCAGGUGGUCUGGGACUUGUUGGUCAAGCGACAUGCCAACAAGUAUCUCCAGAAGAAGCGCUAUGUCAACGGGUUGCUUCAGUUUCCGCGAGUGAAAGGGGUGUCGUCGAGUAGCAUCCACGACGUGGUGGAUCACUUCAGCCGUUGUACGCAGAUUCUGGACCAGUUGGGCGAAGUGACCGGUGGCUGGGGCGUGAUGCUGACGCAGUUGUUGGUGUCGAAGCUGGAUGAUGUGACGCAGAAGGAAUGGGAGGCGUUGGCAGCCAAGAAGGAGGACCCGCAGUUCACCGACGUGAUAGCGUUCCUGGAGGAGCGGACGAAGGUCUUGGAUGCGGUCGCAGUUGAUCAGCUGUUGGGCAGUCAGCGUGGUUCUCCCUCCGUAUCUUCGGUUCCAGCAGCCCAGCCCAAGAAAUCGUUCCCGAAGCUGACAGUGAACGCCGCUUCCGACUCUUCCUCUCCGAAGUGCAGAAUGUGUAGCGGCCCACACUUGCUUUCGAGCUGUUCGGACUUCAAGAAGUUGUCGCUGGAUGGUCGGAACAGGCUAGUUUUGUCGAAGAGGCUCUGCAGAAAUUGUCUGUGGAGUGGCCAUUUCGUGAGGGACUGCCAUGUCAAGAGUCGCUGCUCCAGCUGCAGCGAGAAGCACAACACCUUGCUGCAUCCUGUUGGUAGAACUGGUUCCGGUUCCACUCUGAGCACUGCGGUAACGGGAGAUUCACAGGAGGGUGGUUCGCGUUCCUUGACGGCGCCGGCAGCUCAACCGCAAGCGGUGACGAGUUCGGUGGCUACAAUUUACGCUGCAAAUGUGGCAGCGGAGUCGCGGAAGGUCCACGUGUUCCUGUCGACGGUGCUCGUGGCGGUGAAGGAUUGCCAUGGCCGGUUGCAUACCGCAAGAGCGUUGCUCGAUAGCGGGUCGCAGGCGAAUCUAAUCAGUGAGCGACUGUGUCAGAUCUUGAGAUUGCCGCGGAAGAAGGUGAGCGUGCCGAUCUCCGGCGUCGGAAGUUCCCGUAUGCAGGUUGAUAGCUCGGUGUCGGCGAUUGUCUCUUCGCGUGUCACCAACUACACAGUCCCGAUGGAGUGUCUGGUGCUGAAGAAGGUGACGGAGGACCAGCCGUCGGCCACAAUUCCGAUCGAUCAGUGGAACUUGCCCUCUGACAUGGUGUUGGCGGAUCCCGGAUUCCACAAGCGGGCUCCAAUCGAUUUGCUGUUAGGGCUGGAGUUCUUCUACGAGUUCCUGUUGCUGAAUGGUGGCCGGGUGCAGAUCCAGCGGCCGGGAGAAGGUCUUCCGCUGUUCGUGAACACAGUUUUCGGUUGGAUAGCUGCGGGAAAGACUGAUCUGGGGAGUCUAAACCCCGUCCCGAGCUGCCACGUCUCCGUCAAUGCGACUUUGGAGGAGAAGAUCGAGCGUUUUUGGACGAUUGAGGAGUUGCAGGAGGCACCGAAGCGGUCGCAAGAGGAACAGGACUGUGAGGAGCAUUUUCAGGCCACGUUUUCACGCGACGUCACGGGUCGAUACGUGGUGCGACUUCCGAAGCGCAUGGGUUUCGAGAAGAUGGUCGGCGAAUCGCGAAAUAUGGCGGUGCGGCGGCUGAUGCAGUUGGAGCGGAGACUGGGCAAGGACGAAAGCUUGCGAAAGCGGUACAACGAGGCGAUUCAGGUGUACUUGGAUCAGGACCACAUGAAGGUUGUUUCGGAGGAGGAGCUGAAGGGCGACAAGCGGCUUGAAUGCUACCUGCCUCACCAUCCGGUCUUCAAGGAGUCCAGCACGACCACGAAGAUCCGGCCCGUGUUCGAUGGUUCUGCCAAGACGACGUCGAAUUUCUCGCUGAACGAGGCGCUGAUGGUUGGUCCGGUUCUCCAGGACCCGUUGUUCGAUUUGGUGCUGCGCUUUCGGAAGAAGCAGGUAGCCCUGGUUGCGGACAUCGAGAAGAUGUACCUGCAGGUUAAGGUCCAUCCGGACGAUACCCCUCUGCAGCGGAUUCUGUGGAGGCCUUCGCCGUCGGAGCCAAUAAGGACGUACGAGAUGCUACGGGUGACGUUUGGGUUGGCCCCAUCGUCAUACCUUGCCACGCGCUGUAUGCAGCAGCUGGCGCAGGACGAAGGAGAGGUGUAUUCACGUGCGAAGGAAGCACUGUUGCGUGACUUCUACGUGGACGAUUUCAUCGGCGGAGCGGACUCCGAAGAAGAAGCGCUGUUGUUGCGGCAGGAGCUGGAGCAGCUGUUGCCGAAGGGUGGAUUUAGGCUGCGCAAGUGGGUGUCAAACGCCACAGGGGCGUUGGCAGGGCUGGCUGCGGACGAUUUGGGUACGCAGACCACGCUCAGUUUCGACCAGGAGCAGGUGAAGACGCUGGGAAUAAACUGGCAGCCAGGGCCAGACGUUCUCGGCAUCGAUGUCACGGGUUUGUCCGUGAAUGGGCAAUGGACCAGACGGAAGGUCUAUUCGGUCAUUGCCCAACUUUGGGAUCCAACUGGGAUCACUGCUCCGGUCAUUUCGUGGGCCAAGAUUCGAAUGCAGCUGCUGUGGGUCGCGACUCAAGGCUGGGACGACCCAUUGAGACCGGAUUUGGCCGGGAGGUGGACUGAGUUCUACCAGCAGUUGCCGGAGUUGUCGAAGAUUUCGGUCGACAGGUGCGCUUUCGUGGAAAAUCCGGUCCAUGUCGAGUUUCAUGUGUUCGCGGAUGCGUCCGAAGCGGCCUACGGAGCGUGCAUCUACGCUCGUUCGAUCAGCCAGCCGGGGCUGGUCAAAAUUUCGCUGUUGGCGGCCAAGUCACGCCCCGCAGGGUUGAAAAAGGUCACCCUGGCGAGGUUGGAGCUGUGUGCAGCUUUGAUGGCAGCAAGGCUGUACCGGAAGGUCGUGCAAGCCCUCAAGAUGGAGGGCACGGAGAGUUGGUUCUGGUCGGACUCGACAGUCGUGCUGGCGUGGCUGAGGUCACCGUCGUACGUGUGGCCCACGUUCGUUGCGAACCGAGUCUCGCACAUCCAGGAGUUGACGAAAGGGCAUCGCUGGAACUACGUCAAGGGGACAGAAAACACAACGUAG